Nasonia vitripennis (jewel wasp) is the source of this 1011-nucleotide messenger RNA. RefSeq lists its product as uncharacterized. The record is from RefSeq and is a predicted model, not a curated record. The coding region runs from base 1 to 1011 and encodes 336 amino acids. The transcript is spliced from 2 exons. Lineage: Eukaryota; Metazoa; Arthropoda; Insecta; Hymenoptera; Pteromalidae.
AUGGCUUUCGACAUUUUACAACAGUCGCACAACAUCAACGCCUUGGGGGUUAACAACCAGCCAGCCGUCUUCCCUGAAGACAAGUUCGAACAGCUGAUAGCCGCACUCCAGAAGCCACAAAGCAACUCUGAACAGACUGACAACCGGUCAGACAUAGCUGCACGUUUCGACGUAAAAGAUAACCUCGCAAAUGAAUUUUUCCCGAUUGACACUGGUGUGGACAUUUCGAUUAUUCCGAAACCAGCCAACUGGAAAGGCAAGUCAGCCGAUUUUAAACUCUAUGCAGUUAACGGCUCAACAAUUGACGUUUACGGCGUCACACGUCGCGAACUAAAUGUCGGCCUGCCUUACAAACUCUCUUGGAAUUACGCCAUUGCAGAUGUUCCACAUUCCAUCAUAGGAGCUGAUCUUCUAUCGCAUUACCAUCUUCUACCAGAUCUCAAACUCAAGAGAUUGGUAGGCGGUAAUCAAUUUACGUAUGCACCUGCUGUCGUCAAGACAGUGCACCCUGUAGAAAUUUCUUUCUUGGCACCGAGCCACAAAUACGCACAUAUCGUGAAUAAAUAUCCCCAAGUCUUUGGCCCUGACCAGUUGAGAACGGUCAAGAAAAGAGGAAUAUUUCAUCAUAUUGUCACCAAAGGCCCUCCAGUCUCGCAGAGAGCCUGUCCUCUGGCGCCAACCAAACUCAAGGCAGCAAAACAAGAAUUUCGAAAAUGGUGCGAGCUGGGCAUCUGUCGCCCUUCAGACAGUUCAUGGGCCAGCCCACUUCAUAUGGUGCCCAAGAAGGAUAAGAAUUGGCGUCCUUGCGGUGAUUAUCGCAAGCUAAGUCUAAUUACAGUACCAGAUCGCUAUCCGAUCCCACACAUGCACAACUGCAUGAUCUUCUGCCACGGCAAAAAGAUUUUUACUGCUCUAGACUUACGCCAAGCCUACCACCAAAUACCGGUAGCACCUGAGGACGUGCCCAAGACGGCAAUCAUCACUCCCUCCGGACUCUACGAGUUUCAGUGA